This is a messenger RNA of Trifolium pratense (red clover), 929 nucleotides long. Its product is annotated as 60S ribosomal protein L15-1-like. The record is from RefSeq and is a predicted model, not a curated record. Gene Ontology annotation, molecular function: RNA binding; structural constituent of ribosome. NCBI's taxonomy places the organism in Eukaryota, Viridiplantae, Streptophyta, Magnoliopsida, Fabales, Fabaceae. Gene Ontology annotation, cellular component: ribosome; cytosolic large ribosomal subunit. The transcript has 4 exons. The coding region runs from base 125 to 739 and encodes 204 amino acids. Gene Ontology annotation, biological process: cytoplasmic translation.
UCGGGUCGACCCAAAUGUAUAGUCCAUUGAUCCAAUAUAUAAACACCCUUUCCAUUCGCAAACCCUAAAUCUGUUUGUUUUUGUUGCUGUCUGCCGCGCCUUACUACACUUCACAGACAGAGAAAUGGGUGCUUACAAGUACGUUUCUGAGCUAUGGCGGAAGAAGCAAUCGGAUGUUAUGGGAUUCGUGCAGCGUAUCAGGUGCUGGGAGUAUCGUCAACAAUCUUCCAUUGUUCGUCUCACUAGGCCUACUCGUCCUGACAAGGCUCGCCGUUUGGGUUACAAAGCCAAACAGGGCUAUGUUGUUUACCGCGUCCGUGUCAGGAGAGGUGGAAGAAAGAGGCCUGUUUCCAAGGGUAUUGUUUAUGGUAAACCAACAAACCAGGGAGUUACCCAACUCAAGUUUCAGAGGAGCAAAAGGUCAGUUGCUGAAGAGCGUGCCGGACGUAAACUGGGUGGUCUUAGGGUUCUCAACUCCUACUGGGUCAAUGAGGAUUCCACCUUCAAAUAUUUUGAGGUCAUUUUGGUCGAUGUAGCUCACAGUGCCAUAAGAAAUGACCCAAGGAUCAACUGGCUCGCCAAUCCCGUCCACGUACACAGGGAACUUCGUGGCCUCACUUCAGCUGGAAAAGAAAACCGAGGUUUGAGAGGCAAGGGGCACCGUACCAUCAAAGCCCGUCCAUCCCGCAGGGCCAACUGGAAGAGAAACAACACCCUUUCUCUUCGUCGUUACCGUUGAUUUUACUUUUUUAUUUUCUGUUUCUUCAUUCCCUGGAUAUUUGGAGUGCUUUAUCAGUUUUGUAUUGUCGACUUGCGUCUCUGCCCAUAAACUCAUUUUGGUGGUUAAUUAGCAGAGAUUGAUGACAAUAUUUCUCUUGUUGGAUUGUUUUUUCUUUAAUUUAAUCAAGUUAUACUUCUGUUAUUUAUAA